Molecule: messenger RNA, 9752 nt
Organism: Haliotis rufescens (red abalone)
Lineage: Eukaryota; Metazoa; Mollusca; Gastropoda; Lepetellida; Haliotidae
Product: serine/threonine-protein phosphatase 4 regulatory subunit 4-like
Exons: 26
Coding region: 449-3535 (1028 amino acids)
Cellular component (GO): protein serine/threonine phosphatase complex; cytosol
Molecular function (GO): protein phosphatase regulator activity
Source: RefSeq, a predicted model, not a curated record
GCCUGGGGUAAUUGGCUGGGGAUGCUGGGGGAGAUAGAGAGAGGGGCAAGCGGACAUCUGUGUAGUGGCAUCCCGGCCUCCAGGGACAACACACAGGGAGAUGGCAAGGGACACCUUCUCCAAGUGAUUCACUCAGUUCCCACGGAAACACAAUAUCUCAGUUUCCGUGUUGCCACUGUGAGGCAGCAGCCAAUCAGCAGCCUUAACAGAAGCACAUGUUGUGAGAGAGCAGUAGGAUAAUUACAAACUCAAGUGAGUGAGAGAGAGUGAGAGGUAGUUGCUAGCACUGCAAGAGAGGUGAGAGAGACUGUGUGUGGAUCUACUCCUUGUGAAGUGUUUGUCAUGGGUACAGGAUAAGUUGCCCUGCCCGUCUGUGCCUGACCCCCCAACUCACCCUCAGUGACUGGCUGGCCGGAGUCCUGGCACGGGGGCCGGCUGGCCACAUGGUAUGGAGGAGUGGGAGGUGUUUCCCACCAAGUCGGAUACCCAUGGAAUAGUGCAUUACCAGGAUGAACCCUUCCCUGUGCUAGAGGCACCCGACUCUCAUAGUACAGUUCAAUACCAAGACGAACCCUACCCGGUCUUAGAUGCACCCGAAUCACAUGGAAUGGUACAAUAUCAGGAAGAAUCCUACCGGGUAUCCGAUGCACCCGAUUCCCAUGGAAUAGUACAUUACCAGGACGGACUCUACCCGGUCCGAGAAGCAUCAGAUCCUCGGGUGAGAGUUCACUACCAGGAUGAACCUUACCCUGUACUAGAGGCCCUGCCGAGACCGGACACACCAGUUGUUAUACAGGAAAACUCUGGCCAAGAGGUUCAGCGUAUCAGCGUGAUCACCAACCUGCCUGACCUGCUGCAGGACAACCAUGCUGACUGUAUGCGAAGAGUCGUGCCCAAAGUGCGGGAGGUGCUUCAUGUGGCCCAGACCGAGAUGCAGUUGGCAGCAUCCUCUGCGUUCCUGCAGAUCCUGCAGCGGGAGCUGGUCCCAAUCCACAACUACGCCUCUACAUUCCUCCAGACCAUCCUGGGCAGCGUGGACAGCAAGGACCCAGAUGUUGCUGCGGCCUGGUUGGACACGCUGUUGGAUGUCAUCGACCUGCUGCCAAAAGAUGUCAUCAAGUCAGAUGUUUUGACGAUAGCAGUGGCCAAAGGUCAACUGUCCCAGGCUGUCCAGGCGCGACUCUCCUGCUGCAAGAUACUCGGCAAGAUCGCCACCAAAUUUGAGCCCUUCAUCAUCAAGAAGGAGAUCCUGCCAGUGGUCCAGUCUCUGUGUCAGGAUGUGGACUACGAAGUCCGUGGGUGUAUGUGUCAGCAGUUGGACCCUGUGGCCAGGGGGCUCGGCCUUGAAGCCACCAAAAGUGCAAUACUCCCAGAGCUGGUGGAGUUGACAAAUGACGAGGAGAGCUAUGUCCGCAUCACAGGACUGGAGACGGUCGUCAGUAUACUCAGCCUGUUAGACGAUGAUACCUGUAUCACAACAAUCAUUCCACUGGUGACAAAGUUCUGCCAACAGUCUAUGCUGGCCGAAGACUCCACACUUCCUGUGGUUGCUAGGCAACUCGGUCGACUCUGCCAUGGCUUGUCAGUCAACCUAUCGGAGGAUCAGAAGCACUGGUUUGUGGACUACUUCAGGAAAAUGUGUCGGGUCGGGCUGUCAGAGAAAAACAAGGGUUCCAAGGACUCGGACAAGGAAUCGCCCUCCAAGCAAAUGGCCAUCCCUGACCUGUUUGCGGAAGAGGAUCAGUUUUUGGAGUGCAGGAGGAACUGUGCCUACAACUUCCCCGCAAUGGUGUUGUUUGUUGGGACGCGUUCUUUCAAGACGGAGCUGUUCUCCACCUUCAGCGGUCUGUGCAAAGAUCCUCACAUCCUGGUGAGGCGGACCAUGGCCAGUGGAUUGCAUGAGGUAUCCAAACAACUCGGGAGUGCUGUGCAUCUAAUUCAAGGGGACCUCAUGAACCUACUCAAAGAUGAUUCUAUCGAGGUUCUGCAGGCGAUGAUCGCUCGUCUACCGGAGACUCUAGAAGUGCUGGCUAAAGGCGGCAGUGGAACUAUCACUGAGGCCAAGAUGCACAGUCUGUCCGAGGUGGUUCCCGCCCUGCUGGUGGCGGACAGUGUCAUCUUCACGUCCAACAACUGGCGAGCCCAGGAGGAGCUGAUGUUCAGUCUGGCCUGUCUGCCCAAGUGCUGCUCCAGUGAUGCAAUCAGCAAUAAAGUCAUUCCAGUCCUCUUCCAGAAACUCUUCACAGCGAGAGCAAUUCCUGUGCGACAUGCGGCUGCACGGACGUUGCUGGUGUUGCUGCGGUACCUGAAAAGACAGGACCAGAGAGAGGAGCUUAUUGCUCACAUAAUUGAAGAUUUCUGUCGUGGGAGAAGCUGUCAUCAUCGAAGUCUGUUCAUUGACAUUUGCCGCUUUGUGAUGGAACUGUAUUCAAAAGCAUUUUUCAAGGAGCAUUUCUUUGAAAAUGUAUUGGAACUAACGUCUGAUCCUGUGGCAAACAUCCGGUUGCGCCUGUGUACUGUGUUACCGUUGCUCAAGCAGCUGAUCAAACUACCCUACGAUCGCAACUUGCUGCAGCAGCUGGAGGCCAGUGUCAGGAGGAUUCUCAUCAAUGAGAAGGACAGAGAUGUUAUCUCAGCCAUUAAACAGGCAGUGGAGGAGCUGGACCGGAUCCAUGUUCAGAUGGAGUCAUUGUUGUCUCGGAGGAAAAACUUUGAAGAUGACAUUGAAGACCAGCUGAAGGAGGACCAUGAGAAGCUGCUGCUGGAGCAGGAAGAAAAAGAACGCAAGGAGGAAGAGGCCAAAGCAGCCAAGGGAGAUAAGCGCAAUGCUGCCAAACAAAAAGAUAAUGGUUCGAGUAAAAUACCGGGUCCCAAGGGUAAAGGUGGUAAAACAGCAAAAGAUGUCAAAGAAAUCAAACGAACACCAAGUACCUCAUCUUCUUCCAAUACUUCCAUGAAUGCUUCUAAAGAUGUCAAGGGUCGUGUCUCCACUGUGAGGAACUCACAUCUGGUCAAAUCUAAAUCUACUACUUCCAUUCCAUCACUGUCACAAAUCCCUCGUCGAGAUUUACAGCCAAGUCGCAUUCCACUGAAGCCCAAAAACGAUGGGCUCCCUGUCGGCAGCAGCAUGAAUCGUGUAGCCCCAAGCGGCGGCAGUGGCAGCGGCAGCAGCGUAGGUGUUGGUGGCAUCAGCAAGGAUUCUAAACUGGGCGGGUCGCCCAAGAAGGAGUUAGUGUGUAAAAUCCCGGUGUAUUGCUCAGUGCAGUCAGCCACUGGUGGCAGCAGCAGCAGCAGUAGCAGCAAGAUGACGAAGCCUGCAGCGACAGCAGUGAGGUCUGGGACACUAGCAGCUCCAAGCAGUGCAGGAGUCAGGAAGAGUUCCAUGGGCAGUCUGCCAGUGUCCAGUGUGACAGCCAGGCGAGGAUCACUGAACAGCGCCAGCAGCACCGCUAGUGACUCUAAACUCACCGUGAAGGCCCGCACAGGCUCAGGAACCAACGGUCUUGCAACAGGCAGCAAGAAGGCUUCCAAAUGACCAUGUGUGUCGACGUGUGCUUGUAUAUACACAGCCUGGAGAAAUGUGUGAUGUGUGGCACUGAUGCAUCUGUGUGCUGGCUGCUGUUUGUCUGCACGGAGCGUGAUGCAGCACUUUGGCAGUCCCAAUUCCGUCCACAAACCACGGAGCAUCAGCAGAUCAUGUGACUUUGGGUUGGGCUCCCUAAAUAACCCCCACCUUUCCGUGCUGUCUUUUGUCUGUGUAAAUGUCUUUGUAUCAAGUGCUAUCGAGAAUGGUGGCGGCGACGGUUAGGUGAUAUCGGAACAUUCCAACCAGUACACAUAGGUAGUAGCAUGGACUUGUUCGCCCUUCCCUGUUUAAAGACAGAACAAGGGAGUUGUGAUGCCGAGACGGGCUUCCGUUUGUAGCUGUAGACAAAGGUGGGACUUGUGCAUCAUCGUUGGAAUACUCAUGGACGGACAUGUACUUCCUGUCAACAGGUCGCACUGUAAGGCCAGCAUACCACUAUCUAACAUAGGUGUACAUACGGCAAUAUGUUAAUAACCCUCGGUGUGCAGCAGUGUCACAGUGUGCAAGGGGAGAUAACUCUAUGUGAAUUCGGGGAGCUGCUACUUCUUUGUAUGAAGGAGUGAGAUAUCGUCCCUGUUGAGGCCUGAUCAGCUGACUGAUAGAUUCUGCUGCUGCUAUGUUUGGAGGAGUGUGAGAUAUCAUCCCUAUAUAGGUCUGAUCAGCUGAGUGAUGGAUUCUGCUGCUGCUGCUGCUGCUGCUGCUGGUAUCAACUGUGAUAGUAGAGGAAUAGUUCUCCUGAUUUGACCAAUACUAACAUUAUGCACUAUGUACUGUUAGAGAUGAGUGUUACAGCUGUAUCAAUGUCUGUAUGUAUAUCAUCCAUAUCAGCACGUCAGUAUUCAACCUGUUCGUCAUGGACACUGUGACUAUAUUCAGCUCUCUCGUUCCCCAGACACUCUCUUCUUGUAUUACCGGACUUUGGCAUUCAUUUGUGUUCAAACUUGAUUCUUUAUUAUCAACAGUUUAUACUGAAAAGCAAUGUGAAUUGUGAUUGGUUUGUUUGUAUGUUGUGUGAAGGUCAAAUGGAAUGCAGUAUAUAUCCACCAAUGGAAUAUAUAUAUCUAUGUACACCAAGUUAUAUCACACGUUCAUGGGACACCGAUGGAUAAAUGCACAAAUGUUGCUGUGUUUUCAGGUUUUGAGAAACCUUUUCUGUGAGAAGUCUGCACAGGCCAGAUGUUAUAGCAUAUGAAGUCCGUAUCUCACAGCUGAUAGAGAAAAUGACAUAUCCAUUAGUUUGUACAAUUACAUAUACUACUCAAAAGAAGUUAAGGACCACCCGAUUCUUUCAUAUUUCUAUAGUUCAUCUGUCAUGCCAGAAUAAAUUUAAGGUCCUUAACUUCUUUUGAGUAGUAUAUAUCACUGUCAAAGUUUUAACUGACCGGAGCCGACAUGGACACACCCGAUGGAUCUGACUGUCUGAAGCGGGGCUGCUAGUGUCUGGUCUAGGGCACAGACAGGAUAUAAACUUACUGUGCGUUUAGUUUACAGGUUUCAAAUUUGAUUUGUCACCUAUAAAUUUGAUUUGAAAUAUGUUGACAUGAUUUUAAAUUAGAGUUUGUAACAACUGUUUUGGAAACACAGUAAGCUUAUCUCCAUUCUACCAUGACAAAGGCAAACUGGUGACUUGGGUUACAGUAUAGAAUUCAGGGAUCUAUGAUCAUCACAUCACAUCAGGUCCAAGGUUUGUUUGGGCUAAGAUUUAUGUGAUACAUACUUUUUCAACAGUUUACUUGAAACAUAGGAAACAUAAAGAUCAUCAAUUGCAAAUGAUUUACACACAUGACUAAACUUGUUGAUUCUUGAGGAAAUGAAACAAACCUUGCACUAUGCUUUUCGAAAUCUAUUUGUGGUAUGACAUCAUGACAUCUGUCAAACAAUACACCAGUGUAUUGUCACAAUCUGAAUGUCAUGUCACUGUACACGAUAGACUUGCACUGUGCCAAAUCCCUUGACUUUCCCAUCUUUAACAAGACAGUAAAUGGUCAUUUAUUUUUCAUUGCUAAUAAAUAUUUUCAUUCAUACUAAUAUUAAUCUAAGAACCAGAACACAGUAUUUUGUUACAAAGGAAGGACCUAGGCGGCUUUGAGACAACUACUGGUGGUGUGGCAGAAGAAGUGAUUUCAAAUAAAUACUUCAUUUUGUGGUGAUGUGUGUUUCAUUAUUGUUCAUGGACCAAUCACAAUGCAGGAUUGUAACUUGUCAUGGUAGAAUGUCCAUAUGUCCCUUUGUCCCUAUCUGAUAUGCAUUGGCAUGUGUGUUUUACAGGGCAGAUCAUCUUAUUUGGACAUAUCUCUGAUAGAUAUCUAUCAGUCCACUGACCAGUAUAGACCAAUAUUGCAAUCUAAUGCUCAGGAAUUUGAGCUGCAAUAGCAUGCUACUUUCUGUUCUUGAAGAAGCUAAUCAGGUGGAGUGAAAAAGCAUGCAUAAUUUCCCCCAAAUCAGGAUCGAAUGUUGAAAGGGCAAGUUAACACAAGAAAGGGCUUUACAUUUGAAUUGGGUAACCUAAUUCAUAUAUGAACAGUGGUUGGCCAGUCGUCUAAGGCAUUGCAUUUUGCUGAGCAGAGUUGUGUCCCUUGGGCACACCAGAAACCUAGGAUUGCGAUUCGAAUCCCGGUUCACUCAGAUUUUGUUUCUAGGUUUGUCAGCAUCAUACAUGUGCUCAUGGGUUUCACCAAUGUGGUCUACGUCUGAGAUCUUGAUCACUUCAGGCUUUCCUCUCACGAUAACUGGGUCAGUGGGAAUAGCCUAGUGGUGUAAGUGUUUGCUCGUCACACCGAAGACCCGUGUUUGAUUCCCCCCAUGGGUACAAUAUGUGAAGCCCAUUUCUGGUAUCCCCUGCCAUGAUAUUGGAGGAAUAUUGCUAAAAGCGGCGUAAAACCAUACUCACUCACUCACUCCCAUGUUAACUGGAAUGCUGUUCAAAGCGGCGUUAAACCCAACUCACUCACUCAUAUCUGAAGCUGAAACAUAGACAUACAUCUUCAGGAUCAAAUUUUCUGGGACGUAUUUUGUUAUCGCACGGACUGUCACAAGGUCUGUCAGUUUGGUUUAUCUCCCUUUAAUCAUGACAUCAUUAGCGUUUUACGAACUAGUUACAUGUUUGACAGUAUGUUUAAAGAUAAACUGAAUGAUGGCCUGUUGGUGAAAAGAAACUAUGUAUUUAGCUGAACAAGUACAAAUUCUUAUGGAUAUACAACUUCAUAUUACAGUGGAGGUGAUGUUUCAAUGUGGAUUCUAACACACUGAUCACUUGCUUAAAAAAGGUGUUGAUUAUCAAACAUAAUUUAAAAGGAAAUGACUUCUACACUUUUUUUCAUUUUAGUAAAGAAUAUUUAACGUGAGGACUCAAUUUUUCUCAGUUUGCUAUUAGCAAAUUUUAUUAUAUUUAUAUUAGUCUAGCAGUUAAUGUCUCUGUUUUAAUAUUAACAUCCUGUCCGGAUCUGAACUGGAAAUACGUGCAAGCCCAUGAAACAACGUCCCUCUAUAAAACGUAAAUUGUUAAAAGAAAGUCUUUUCUUCAACAAUAAAAAAUUGUUUUGGUUAAGUCCUUCUGUGCAAACUUGCCUUUUAAGCAUUGACUGAAAUGUUUGUGUUUUCAUAUUUGACUGUCAUUCCACUGGUUAGAGUCCAAAGGUGAUAUUUUCUGCAGAGGCCAAGGGAAGGGAGAGCACUCUGAAUCUGGGUGCCAACCAAGUGAGGACAAGAACCAGUGGACACGACAGAUGACUUCUCCCGCUUGUUAUAUGUGCAGCGUGAGCAGCCCCGCAUUGUUUACUUGACAAUGGCUGUUUGUGUGUUUGUUUUUUGUGUACUGUUAUGUUUUGAAAUCCAAGCUUAAUUAUUUAUUGUGCAUUACGUCACAGUUACAAUGUGUUGGUAUUAAGCUGUUCUGUCUGUGGUACAUAGUAUUUAUGGUUUUAUUCAAAGUUUUAUAUAUAUGAAAAUAAGUUAUCAAAUGGCAAGUUGUUACAUAAAAUAAAGCCAAUUUGCUCAGGUAUUCAGUACUGGUAAAAGAAUGUUUGAUACCCAUGACUCCUCAUUUAUCAAUAGUGUUUGACACCGAUAACUCAUCAGAAUUGUUUGACACCGAUAACUCAUCAGAAUUGUUUGGUGCCCAUAGUCCGCAAUAUUGUUUGACAUGAUAGCUCUCAUCAAUAUGUUAUUACAUCAAACAGUUGAACUAAUACAGGCUGCACUAAAUGUUCGGGUCUUAGUGUAAUGGUAAUAUUAUUACCAUAUUACUAUUAUGAUAAUUAUAAUAACCUAAGUCACAAGUUACUGUACGUCAGUAGGUCAGUGAUCCACACCUGGGUCUAGGGUAUGUGGAAGAGAGGGGCAAAUGGAAAAGCCAUGUAAUUGGGAGAGGAGCAAGUGGGAAAGAGGCGAAAGUGGGAGAGAGGUGCAAGUGGGUAUUCCCAUCUGCCAUCUUACCCUGUGAGUUGUGGUCAUGUUUUGUUCUCAAUAAAAUACAGGUCACAUGAAGACAAAUUUAAUGUAUAAUAACUUUACAACAACAAAAAAACAUCUAAUGCAAAUCUUUCACACCAGAGGUUUUCGAAUAGUGCAUUGUUUGUGUCAAGUUUUGUUGGACAAGACAUGAACAGGUCACUUUUAUGUAUGCUUCAUUCAUGUAUGCUGAAAUUUUGUCCCUUUCUUGCUAGUAAGCUGAGAAGCCAGGAGGCUGGGUGAUGUGUCAGUCUCAAUAUUUAGUGUGGUUUGUUUUUAAACCAUAUAUUCAACACUCUAGUGAUGAACAUUUAGAAAUUAUUUAGUGUCGAAAAUAAGGUCAAAAUGUUGGCACUGCUGACUUAACGAUGACUUGAGAGAUUACAUUUCAUUUGUUAAAAAAAUUUAAACUGUUACAGCAGAUGAGUCAGACCUGCAUAAAUGGCAGCAUAUGAAUACAGAGUUUGGGCUUGUAUGGAAGGCAGCAUGGACCUGUCGGAGGAUAUGUUUGGAAUGUAUUUCAAAUAGAUGUCGAUUUCCUCAGUCAUUUAGUUAAUACAUUUUGCAUCAAUCAUGUACAACCACCCCUUGAUUUCACUUGUACCAGUACCAACUCAUCAAUGACAUGUUUGUAUAUAAAUAUGAAGGAAGAUGUUGCUUAUUAUGACUGUAAGUAUUAGAAUAAGUUCAAACUUAAUUUGCUUAUUUCCUUUGUGAAAUAUUUCUCUCAACAUAUUUAUUUUGUAUGACUUAGGUACAUAUCCAAAUUAAUUAUCUGGAACCAAAUUCCUUCAAGUUAUGGAUUGCCAAAGAAAGGGUCAUGAAUCUUUAGAUGACUGGUAUGGUCAGAAUAUUUAAUAUGUGCACACACCUCUACAUUGUACUGGAUGUAACCCGACUGUAGUGAUUGAUUCAGUGUGUGGUGUGGUCACUUGAGAUGUCUCUUGAAUACACCAGUUAUAAUAUGUAUGUGUCUGGUCUGAUUGUUGUUUUUACGGAGAUCAACUUUUACCAUUUUCUCAUAAAUGUAUUUGUUACAGGGACUUCUAAGAAAUCAUGUUUGUCAGAAAAUCUUGUUCUUACUAUUAACUAAAUAUAUCCUUCAUGUACAAGCAAUGUAGAUAUUUACCAUGUCAACUAAGUAUUAUGUCAGGCCUUGGCUGGUCGAUAUUGGGAGUUAUACCACUUUGAUCAGUCUGGUUGAUAAAUAGUUAUGAUCACUGUUCAUAUUUAGAUUGUUAGGGAGUGUUGGCAGAUGAGGUUUGUAUGUCUGAGGGCACUUGACACAGUAUUACUGUUGCCUGUUUAUAAUGUGCAUAUCACUAUUUCAGCAUAUGUCUUCUGUGAUUACGACUCAAGCUAUGUUUUGUGAAAGCAAAUAUGGUUUUCCGUGCAUCAACUUGAGUUUAAUGAUUAAAUUUCAGCUUUAGGACAUUCAGUCUGUAGGAUGCAUGAUAAUUAAGGUCCAUUUUCCUGAUAUGUCACCGUUUUGGUUUUGUUUAAAAAAUGUUUGGUAACUCAAAAUGUUCGUCACCUCAGUUGUCCAGAGAUUGUAUAGCAGAACCAGGACAGGUGCUCUGUAACAUUGCAACACCUGUCCUCACAGUUCUGUUUCUGGUUGAAUGUAGCACACUGAAAUAGCAGUAUUUUUACAGUGUCCUGUACAUAAUGUUCCUUUCUUAUAGAAAUAAACACAGGGUUCACUUACCCACCUAAC